CUCACCAUAGCCCACAUUGAUCAGUGGUCAAAACUUUAACAUUUCUUUAAUCAUAUCUUCUUUGUAAAUUUCACUUUACACAUUUAUAAAAGGCCUGGCCUCCAAGAAAUGAGUGUGUGAUUGAUUUCACCAUCAUAUCAUUGCCACAAUGGCUUAUUGCUUUAACUUUGUUGUAGUGAUGAUGGCUUUUAUGGCUUCCCCUUUAUUGUGUUUGUCUCUGCAUCAGACCAGCAAGCUGGAGGCUUCUGCCAUAUCAGAAGCUCCUUCAUCAAGUAUUAUUCCUCAAGUCUCGCCAGAUAUCGCUCCCCUACUGCCUUCACCUUCAGCUGGAUCUUCUAUGCCAACAAUCCCUUCAAAUCCCAGCAAGAAUCCCGAUGAAACGCUUCCCGUCAUCCCUGAUUCUGCUUUUGCCCCGUCUCAGUCUUUGCCGGAUUCUUCUGCAGUUUCCUUGAGUUCAUCAACAUGUUUUCUGUUUGGUUCUUCAUUGUUUAUCCUCACAUUAUCUGUUGUAAAGUGAAAUUACUAUUGUUGUUUGCCCGCUCUACCUUUCAUAUUCAUUCAAUUGUAUGCUACUGUUUCUCUGCAUUUUCAUUUGGGGAAUUGGAGAUCAUCAAUCUGAAACAAAUGAAUUGAAGCUCUCUUUUUUUUCCUUGUCA
Molecule: messenger RNA, 656 nt
Organism: Ipomoea triloba (trilobed morning glory)
Lineage: Eukaryota; Viridiplantae; Streptophyta; Magnoliopsida; Solanales; Convolvulaceae
Product: classical arabinogalactan protein 27-like
Exons: 1
Coding region: 149-517 (122 amino acids)
Source: RefSeq, a predicted model, not a curated record